CAUCUCACGCGUUGACUAUAUUGAUUUCCACCGGCCAGUGGAUCGUCGUCCUCUGGCAACCUUGCUGCUAUAUGUAAACAAAGAUGGCCGAGUACCAGCAUUUCGGUUUCAGAGUUAUGCAUGGGGAGAGAGCCUUAGCUACAGUGCUUGCCAUGUCCCUGUCACUACUUGUAGCACUUGUAGCACUGAUGGCAGCCACUGGAGUGCAAGCACAGACAGUCACCUACACCUUCACCAAGUUCCCUUACAAAGAGUCUGUGACCAAUGAAAAAAUCUGGUCUGAGUACGAGGUUGCAUGUGCCCAAUCCCCAAGGUGCCUGGAGCUGAGAGGUGUCCACCACACGCGCUGUGUGCGACAGUGUGUUUCGCCUUCCUGUUAUCUUGAUAUAUACACACAAGAUGAGCUUGAAGAAGGUGAGAUUGAUGUACGACUGGCCUCCUUCAAGGGAUGUUUCCUACAACGUUUGGCCAGACAACGACGUCCCUGAGGCUACCCACAGACCAACUUAGCCCAUCCCAGGUCCAAUACUGUAAAAAUGAGUCUAACACCAGACCCACUUGCACAAUUCUGGGCUCGGCUAUUCAUCCGGGACCUCGAGGACGUGGCUCUCAUGGUCUAUCCCUGGCCUAGGAUUCCUAUCACUCGAUUUUGAAGAAAACCAGUUUUUAGAUACCUGCUAUUUUCCUACUUACUCCUGAAACUCCACAAAUGAUAACUCUUGGUGCAAAUAAUUAUACUUUUAGAAUUAAGAUUUGUGGAACUCAAGCAAGCUGAUUGUUCCACUUUUAUUUACUCUGGACUUUUUCGCCUCUUAUUUCUUAAAUUAUCUUUAUUACAUUCAUUUAGUAUUCACAAAUGAGAUUAUUCAGCAGAGAUACGUCAGAUUUCAGCCUUUCCCUGGAAUUCUAAAGUCAUUCACAUUUCUGUUGCGGAAUAUAAGGAGCCAUCUUUGUUAUAGCUUUUAAAGAAUAAAAAAAGUAGCUUUCAUUUUCAACCAUUAUCAUUACGACUGUCCUCAAUGUUUUAUCCAGUAUUUGUAAAAUGAAAUAUUUGUACUUUUUGAAGAAGUCAGUACAUAUACUACCUGUGUCUGCUCGAUAGCUCAUUUCAGCACUUGAUCUGUUGAUAGAGGAAAACCGAAUUGCCGGCACUGUUAGAUAAUAUUGUCAAGGGGAUUUAAUAAUGAGGCAAAAGGAGGAACAGCCGCAGUUACGAAAUGACAUGUGGAUAAUUUUUCAUUCCAUGAAAAGCAAUAUGGCUGUAUCUCAUGAAUAAUUUCUUAUAUUUAUUAAUUAAUUAAUUAGGUUAGGAUAGAUAUAUAGUUAUGUAUAAAAAGAGAUCACUCAAAUUAAUGUUAACUCAUUCUGCACAGAUCGAUAUAUGAUCCAUUCACGGAUCGGAAUAGUUUAAUUGCACUCUCUUUAAACGAGUAGUCAACGAAAAAUAUUACAAUUAGCUUGGCAAGAUGUGUUUGCAUCUGCUUCAUUGUUCAUUUUGAAUGUCAAUGAUACUUUGAAUGCAAUUACCUCCAGCAUGGUUGCUUUCCAAUCUAGGCUUAUUAGCAUUUGUUUACACAGACCAAUGAGUUAUGGCUCUACUCUCCAAAGAUUGGGUUAGCGUUCUUUCUAAGAAGCAUCCCUUAUGCAACAGAACCUUCUAAAAUGUUUUUUUUUAUGCUCUGAACUCAUUAACCUCAAAAACUUAUUCAAUGCAGAUAGUAUACGAAGCAGCGUUCAAGUUUCAUGACAUCAUAUAGGUUUAAUCUGUUGCCUGACGGCCUGAGGCACUUAGCUGUAUGGUGAAUACAACGAUCACAAAAGAACAUUAGAUUGGGCUUAGGAUCCGAUAAGUGAAGCCAAGAUGGCGGCGGCAGGGGUUGAAUCACUGUUUAGCGACAGCUUUCUUCACUACCCAGCCAAGCUGAAGUUAGAAAUCACCUAACAAAAACAAUAAUUUUGGGGGGCCAGUAAGCAAAUGGCAGCCAAUUUUAAUUUAUUUUUAUGUUUUGUAAUUUUCAUAUGCCUCAGGUAGUCGGUACAUAAGAACACUAGAUUAGGCACAGCUAAUGAACAAGCAAUGCGGGAGAUGAAGCCAUCGCCGCCAUCUUGGUGCUGGAUAGAAACUAAAAAAGCCCGGCUCGGAGUAGUAGAAAUUUUUAAUGCGCGUUUAUCAAAUAUUCUGUGAUCUAACCCACUUAGGAAUAAAUACAAUUUUAAAACUUGACAUAAGUGAAAAAAAAAAGUUAUGUAUGCUAACAGUAUCAUUCAAAACAUUAAUAAGAGUUUCUUUAUAUCUUUUACAGUUAAAUA
Molecule: messenger RNA, 2310 nt
Organism: Macrobrachium nipponense
Lineage: Eukaryota; Metazoa; Arthropoda; Malacostraca; Decapoda; Palaemonidae
Exons: 4
Coding region: 84-488 (134 amino acids)
Source: RefSeq, a predicted model, not a curated record